AUGAACGCAAAUGCCUACUUCGCGGGCAACAACAGCUUCCGCGUAGCGCGCGACCGCUGCAUAGCAGCUUGCCUGACAUAUAAUGAUAAAGCCGAAAAGGUGUCUCCUAGAGAGCGAGGUGCUCUCUGGCUCCAGUCAGUUAACCGCUACCCCCAUCCAAAAUCCGCCCCGAUCCUUGGGGCCACUGACUUUGCCAACCACUCCUAUAUAUCAUCAUCACGCACAAACACUUCAACUGAUCUCCCUUCCUGCAGGAUCGUGUCGCCCAACGAAGCUCCGAAAACCCUGACAACUGCGGAGCAGAUGUUCAACGAUCCGAGCCUGAAGCCGCAGGUCCCGUUUGUCAAAGUCCCCGUCUUUAUGGAUUACGGUCUGCGAGUGCACAUCGGUGGCUCCACAUUCAUCAACCGCGGCUUCAAGGUCCUGGACAGCCCCGUUGCCGACGUGACGAUUGGCGAAGGCUGCUUGUUCGGCCCUGAUGUUACCAUCAUAUCUGUCAGUCAUCCGUUGCGUGCCGAGGACCGCGCCGAGGCCAAGACAGGUCGGCCAGCGAGUUAUGGAAAGCCGGUUCAAGUGGGAGAUGAUGUUUGGGUCGGCACUCGAGUCAUCAUUUUGCAAGUAUCUUCAAGUUCACACGUUGUCCCUGAUGAAAGGGAGCUCAGCAGCGCGCUAACCCGCACAGGCCCGGUGUCACAAUUGGACCAGGAUCGGUGA
This is a messenger RNA of Thyridium curvatum, 714 nucleotides long. RefSeq lists its product as uncharacterized. The transcript has a single exon. The record is from RefSeq and is a predicted model, not a curated record. The coding region runs from base 1 to 714 and encodes 237 amino acids. NCBI's taxonomy places the organism in Eukaryota, Fungi, Ascomycota, Sordariomycetes, Thyridiales, Thyridiaceae.